Messenger RNA from Podarcis raffonei (Aeolian wall lizard), 2804 nucleotides. RefSeq names its product TATA-box binding protein associated factor 6 (gene TAF6). The coding region runs from base 378 to 2426 and encodes 682 amino acids. The transcript has 14 exons. Gene Ontology annotation, biological process: RNA polymerase II preinitiation complex assembly; transcription initiation at RNA polymerase II promoter. Gene Ontology annotation, cellular component: SAGA complex; SLIK (SAGA-like) complex; transcription factor TFIID complex. NCBI's taxonomy places the organism in Eukaryota, Metazoa, Chordata, Lepidosauria, Squamata, Lacertidae. Gene Ontology annotation, molecular function: protein heterodimerization activity; transcription coactivator activity; RNA polymerase II general transcription initiation factor activity. The record is from RefSeq and is a predicted model, not a curated record.
GGGGCUUGGGACUCCCCGUCGCGGGGCAGGGGCGCCGUCGGAUGACGCCGCCUGGGUCGGGCUACCGUAUAUGCGGAUGUAGGGGCGCCGCCCGGAGGCGGCUGGACCGUAUUUGCGGCCGUGGCCAGAGAAGCCUCCGCCGGCGAAAUCUCCAUGAAAAUCAGUUGGCUAAGCAAUAAUAGCGGGGGACGCAGCAGCACGUCUCCAGGGAGGGCAUUACGCCAGCGGGGAGCCACCACCGAAAAGGCUUCGCUAUGGGUUGGCCAAUGUUGGGGUCUGAGGGGGUUGAGGCAGAAGUCUGCCUGGAGUGAGGGAUGCCGGUGACCAGAGCAGAUCUUUGUGGUCUUUCCACCCGCAGGGGCAGCCGUUGAGCCAAGAUGGCGGAAGAGAAGAAGAUGAAGUUGAGCAACAUGCAGCUGCCCACCGAGUCCAUGAAGGUCAUGGCCGAGUCGAUGGGCAUCGGGCAGGUCCCUGAGGAGACCUGCCAGAUGCUGGCGGACGAAGUCAGCUACCGCAUCAAGGAGAUCGCCCAGGACGCCUUGAAGUUCAUGCGCAUGGGCAAACGCCGGACCCUCACCACUGGAGACAUUGACUUGGCCCUCAAACUGAAGAAUGUGGAGCCGCUGUACGGCUUCCACGCCCAGGAGUUCAUCCCCUUCCGCUACGCCAGCGGCGGGGGGCGCGAGCUGCACUUCUACGAGGAGAAAGAGGUGGACCUGAGCGACAUCAUCAACACCCCCUUGCCCCGCGUGCCCCUCGACGUCUGCCUCAAAGCCCACUGGCUGAGCAUCGAGGGGGUCCAGCCCGCCAUCCCGGAAAACCCACCCCCAGCCCCAAAGGAGCAGCAGAAAACAGAGGCCACUGAGCCCCUCAAGGCAACCAAACCAGGGCAGGAGGAGGACGGUGCCCUCAGGGGCAAAGGGCAGACCACUGCGGCCCCCGAUGGCAAAGGCAAAGAGAAGAAGGGCCCUCUUUUGGAGGGCACCCCCCUGAAGCUGAAGCCUCGGAGCAUCCAUGAACUCUCCGUCGAGCAGCAGCUGUACUACAAGGAGAUCACGGAGGCCUGCGUGGGCUCCUGCGAGGCAAAGCGGGCGGAGGCUCUUCAGAGCAUCGCCACAGACCCCGGCCUCUACCAGAUGCUGCCUCGCUUCAGCACGUUCAUCUCCGAAGGGGUGCGGGUGAACGUGGUACAGAACAACCUGGCUCUGCUGAUCUACCUGAUGCGGAUGGUGAAGGCCUUGAUGGACAACCCCACCCUAUACCUGGAGAAAUACCUCCAUGAACUGAUCCCGGCCGUCAUGACCUGCAUUGUCAGCCGCCAGCUGUGCCUCCGUCCGGACGUGGACAACCACUGGGCGCUUCGGGACUUCGCCGCCCGGCUCAUCGCCCAGAUCUGCAAGAACUUCAGCACCACCACAAACAACAUUCAGUCGCGCAUCACCAAGACCUUCACCAAGAGCUGGGUGGACGAGAAGACCCCCUGGACCACGCGCUACGGCUCCAUCGCAGGGCUGGCUGAGCUGGGGCACGACGUGAUCAAGACCCUCAUCCUCCCACGGCUGCAGGUGGAGGGGGAGAGGGUCCGCUCCGUCCUUGAGGGCCCAGUGGUGAGCAACAUUGACAAGAUCGGGGCCGACCACGUCCAGAGCCUCCUCUUGAAACACUGUGCUCCCGUCCUGGCGAAGCUGCGCCCCCAGCCCGACAACCAGGAGGCCUACCGGGCGGAGUACGGGGCGCUGGGCACCCUCCUGUGCACCCACGUGGUCAAGGCUCGCGCCCAGGCAGCCAUGCAGGCGCAGCAGGUGAACCGGACCACCCUCACCAUCACCCAGCCUCGCCCCACGCUGACCCUGUCCCAGGCCCCCCAGGGGGGCUCCGGCAGCGCCUCGCGGGCCCCCAGCAUCAUCAAGAUGCCCGGCUCGCUGGCCCUCCCCAUGCAGACGCUGGUCUCUGCCCGGCCGGCUACCCCCACCCAGCCCUCCCCGCCGCCCACCAAGUUCAUCGUCAUGUCCUCUUCGGCCUCUGGGACGCCCACCUCGCAGCAGGUGAUCACGCUCAGCGGGGGCCCCGCCUGCACCUCCACCUCCCCCGUCACCACCACUGUGCCCAGCACCCAGCCCCUGGUCAAGCUGGUCUCCGGCGGGCAGGCCGCCCCCAGCCCCCCCGUCUCGGGCAGCGUCCAGAAGUACAUCGUGGUCUCGCUGCCCGCCGCUGCCGAGGGCAAAGGAGCGGGGGCCGCCCAGCUCUCGCCCUCCUCCUCGGGGGCCGGCAGCUUGGCCCUGGCGGGGGGCAUCAAGCAGGAGCACGGCGAGAGCCCCCCGCCCUCCGGGAGCAGCGCCAGCACCUCGGCCGCCACUGCCUUCCUGGCCAAGGCCAACGGGGCCCAGGGCCUGGUGCCGGAGUCCCCGCAGACGCCCUCCCUGUGAGGGAGGCCAGGCGUGUCCCUGGAUCGCAAGACGGCUGGGGGGGCCGCAACACGGCACAGCACCUCCCCUUGCCCACUGCGUGCCAAGGAAGGGGGGGCGACGGUGGCAUCUCAACAUCCUCUGCGUGACGUUAAGGGUGCUGUCUAUUCUCUCCCCACGUUUGGAGCGACUUGGGGGGCAGAGGAGAAGGAAUCGAGACUCUUGCGUGUUGUUUUUUCUGCCUGCGAGCAGCAGGGCCGAAUGGGGGGGGUGUUUGUGAACGUUGGGGGGGUCCCACGUUUGGUGUAGUAGGAAAGCCCCUCUGUCCAUUUGUCUGUGUCGCAGAACUGUAAAUAGAUCCUCUUUUAAGUUCCAAUAAACUCGACUCUUCUACCUGUC